AUGCUCUGCCUGGAAAUUUGGUACAUGAUGAGUAUACUCAUUCUCACGGGCGGUCUUUCUGAUGCAGUUAUAGCCGUUGGUUCUCUUUCAAUUUGCAUGAACAUCAACGGGUGGGAAACAAUGUUGUUCGUUGGAAUAAAUGCUGCAAUAAGUGUUCGUGUCGCCAAUGAGCUUGGAUUAAGACGUCCUAGAACAGUCAAAUACGCCGUUUAUGUGACGGUAUCUCAAUCUCUCUUGCUUGGGCUUCUUUUCAUGAUUAUUAUUUUAAUAACCAAAGACGAUUUUGCCGUAAUUUUCACAAGUGACAAGGAGCUGCAACAAGCGGUCGCUAAGCUUGCAUACCUUCUUGGUAUAACUAUGGUGCUCAAUAGUGUCCAACCAGUAAUAUCAGGUGUUGCAAUUGGAGGUGGAUGGCAGGCAACGGUUGCUUAUAUAAACUUGGGUUGUUACUACAUUUUUGGACUUCCUCUUGGAUACGUUCUUUGCAAUGUUGCAAAUUUAGGAGUCACGGUAAAUUUAAUAUUAUUUAUUUUCUUUCAAUGUUGCCAAGUUAAUUUGGCAACUUCGACACCAAGUACUUGA
Molecule: messenger RNA, 582 nt
Organism: Malus domestica (apple)
Lineage: Eukaryota; Viridiplantae; Streptophyta; Magnoliopsida; Rosales; Rosaceae
Source: RefSeq, a predicted model, not a curated record